AGAUAAUAGAGAACUACACUUCAGAAAGGACAAUGAGAAAAAAGUACUAUAACAUGGUGGAAAACAUGAAAGGUAAAAUCCGGGUAUUCUGUCGGAUUCGACCUCUGAAUCGAGCUGAGGCCACGCAGGGCGGGGCCAUCGUCGUGGAGAAAAUGGAUGAGUACUCUGUCAAUUUGGAGACCCCGCGGGGGCAGAGGGAGUUCCAGUUUGACAAGGUGUUCAACGCUGAGACCACACAGGAGGAGAUUUUCCAGGACACCAACAGACUGAUCCAGUCGGCUAUCGACGGAUACAACGUCUGCAUCUUUGCGUAUGGCCAGACAGGCUCGGGGAAGACUUUCACCAUGGUGGGGGACAAGGAGCAGAAGAACCCGGGCAUCAUGCCGAGAGCUUUCAAUGCAAUAUUUGAUAUCAUACAGGAGAACAGCACCAAAUUUGACUUCAAGGUUUCAGUCUAUAUGCUUGAGCUGUACAACGACCGGCUCCAGGACCUCUUUGCGAGCCUGGCUGGUGAGGCCCAGUCCCAUGGUCAGUCCAGGCGGGUAGAGAUCAAGAGGAACAGAAAGGGGGUUGUGUUCGCCCAAGGAGCAGAGACAAAGGAGGCUUCCAGCGCCCAGGAGCUCUACGCUCUGUUCCAGCAGGCCUGCGCCAACCGCCACAUCUCUGCCACCAAAAUGAAUGUGGAGAGUUCCCGCUCCCACCUCAUCGUUGGCAUCAUGGUGGAGAGCAGGAAUCUGACCAAUGGUAGUGUGAGCUGCGGGAAGCUGAGCCUGGUCGAUCUGGCGGGCAGUGAGAGAGCAGCCAAGACCGGUGCAAAAAACCACCAGCUCAAGGAGGCAAACUCCAUUAACAAGGCUCUGAGCGCCCUGGGUGAUGUGAUCUCAGCUCUGUCCUCUGAACUGCCCCAUGUCCCCUACAGGAACAGCAAACUGACCCAGAUCAUGCAGGACUCCCUGGGCGGCAACGCCAAAACACUCAUGAUCGUCAAUAUCUCUCCUUCAGAAUGCAACAUCGAUGAGACGCUCACCUCGCUCAUUUAUGCAACAAGAGUGAAGUCCAUAACCAACAAUGCUCAGAGAAACCUGGAGAGCAAAGAGAUUGCCCAGCUCAAAGAGGUGAUCAUGAAGCUGAGGUCAGGGCAGACAGUGGAAGAUGAAGAGAUUUAA
Myripristis murdjan (pinecone soldierfish) is the source of this 1166-nucleotide messenger RNA. RefSeq names its product kinesin family-like (gene kifl). NCBI's taxonomy places the organism in Eukaryota, Metazoa, Chordata, Actinopteri, Holocentriformes, Holocentridae. Bases 33 to 1166 code for a protein of 377 amino acids. Gene Ontology annotation, molecular function: microtubule binding; microtubule motor activity; ATP binding. The record is from RefSeq and is a predicted model, not a curated record. The transcript has 9 exons. Gene Ontology annotation, biological process: microtubule-based movement.